Messenger RNA from Daphnia pulex (common water flea), 2612 nucleotides. RefSeq names its product meiotic recombination protein REC114-like. Bases 691 to 1560 code for a protein of 289 amino acids. The record is from RefSeq and is a predicted model, not a curated record. NCBI's taxonomy places the organism in Eukaryota, Metazoa, Arthropoda, Branchiopoda, Diplostraca, Daphniidae. The transcript has 4 exons.
AAACCAACUAUUUCUUUUUUUAUUUUCUUUUUUACUUUUUCACUUAUAUUUUCAAUCUCCCCCCUCUCCUAGUCUGAACGACAUCUAGCGGCUAGAAGCGGCAACUAACUGGAAGCGAUCGUAUUUCACACCGCCGGUUUUUCUUUUCAAUCGCGGGGUCCCAUUUGUCGGUCUCUCUCUCUUUCUCGUCUUCACAUAUAUACUACUCGAGAAAAAGGACUUGAAAGUGAUUUACAGCGUGAUAAAUCUGUUGAAUUAAACAUGCCGACAGUUACAUAAGCGUUAGCCGUCCUUGGUCUCUCCAGAGACUCUUGUGGCUGACUGUCGAAUUCGAGGAGUGUCUCCAGCCACAAAACGGUUGGCCAACUGCCAUCGAUACCUUUCAAAUGACAUUGAAAUCACGGCUUGUUUUAUUUCUUUGCCAGUCUAAAAUUAAAAAUGCGACAUUUUUUUUUUCUCCCCGCCAAUUUCGCUGAAACAAAACAAAUAAUAAUACAAGAUGGCUGCUGACGACACGAAAAGAUCGUCUGCAUCGUUAAGACACACACACAUUUCUCGACUCGAGAUCGGGCGCGUGUGUGUUAUUUGGUCUGCCUCCAUUGCUGCCAGUGGUGUGGGUGUUUGGUGACAAGUUUUCUUGUUUUGUUUCAUCAAGUUCCGAUCGUUCGUUUUUCGGUCUUGUUUCAAAAAAUGGCGAGCCAGGCAUCUCAGAACUUGCAAACAAGAAGCAGCAAGGCGAAACCAAGUACAUCAGCAGCAGCAGCAACAGCAUCCGAAAAUAAUUCUGCGGUAGAACUCCUCCUCCCAGCCUGCAACAACAACAACAAUAACAACACGUUGGCGAGAUGGCCGUUAUCCAAAUAUUCUAACUUUAUCAUCAGCCAAAGGCCGGGUGUUGGAACGUGGCAAGAGAGAACGGCAGGAGAGCCCCAUGACAUGUGGAUUCAAAUUACCCAACGUCGUUACAUUCAGAUUCUUCACGGUGACGUGUUACUCGAGUGUAUCAACUUGUCGGAGGCCCAGGGAGUGUGGAAGGCCAUCAGACGGGGACCCAACAUGUUGUUCGUCGUUUCCAAUAGCAAGGUAAGGGGCUGGUUGGCCACAUGUCAAACUUUCCUCGGCUUUUGUUUAUUUGUUUGUUAUUUGAGGUUUUUUGUUUAUUCACACAUUUAUAAACGCUUAUUGAAUUCUGUCACGCACCAGGAAAGCAGCCGCAAAUUUCGUAUUCGCUUUCAGCCAAACAACCAGGAAGAACCGACGGCCGUGGCCUACGCUUGCGCCUGUCACCUGUCCCGCUUUUUUACUUUGCACGACGCCGAUCGACAAGGUCAAGACGACGACCAUCCACCUUCUUGCACCAUCUCGAUCAAGCAGUUGGCCAUCGCCGUCUUGGAUCCUCAAAAUUCCAAAUGGCCUUCGGAUUAUACGGAAAUUGGCGAGUCUCCCGAACUUGUGCCGGACCUCCUACGUUCUUGCCUAAUGGAUCCUAAUUUCCCCGCUCUGGUCGAGGCUGUGGAAAGUUCGCUGAAGAAGUUGAUGAACUCGGACAAUUCGAGUUAAAACCAAAUUUUUCGUCAUGUCAUUUUUUAACCAGGCAAUCGUAAUUUUUGUAACACAGUAAUAUUUAAAUGAGUCGUUUGUUUUUUCAUACACAAGACGGUUUUUCUUUUCUUUAUCUUUUAUAUUUCUUCUCGUUUCUCCAUGUGAACACCUGGCCAUGUUUCCAAACACGAAAACAAAAAAAUAAUAAUAAUAAAUGUGGAAGAAGGAGCGGGAGGAUGCGGAGGAGGUCAUGAAAGUAUUUGAACAAGGAAAAAAGCAGCGUAUGUUUAUUUUGUUUUAAAUUAAUCCAGGUUUCUUUGUCCACGACAGCGAAACUAUUGAAUAAAGCAAGGGGGUGGAAGAAAAAAUAGCGCUUUUGUUUUUUUUUAGUAGGAUAUAUCAUCAUUAGAUUAUUAAUAAUUAAGAAGACUAUAAUAUAUCGGAAGAGAGAAAGAGAGGGAACGACCCGCCAUUGUAUUAAUCUGCAAAUGUUUUCGGCCUGUGUGUGUGUGUGUGUCAUUUUUAAUUUUCUUUUGUAAAUAAAAACAAAAAGAAAACACACACGAAAGGUAAAAAAGAAAUAAUCAUCAGGUUAAAGCGCGGUAACACCCUCGAAAACACAUGGCUAAAUGUUUUUUUGUUUCGGGAUUUAAAAAAAAAAAAAUGUUUUUUGAAAGGUAAAUAAUCAGCAGCGUCAGAGGGUUAACUAGACGAACAAAAAAAAAAUUCAAGACGACCAAAAAAAAGGUAAAUGAUUUGUGUAUAAAAAUGAAAAAAAAAGCCACAAGUGACGUCCCCCAAAACGUGUAACGUCUCAAAAAUUUCUAAUACAAUUGUCACGAUGUUGACUCUCUCCCCCACCCAAAUUGAAGAACAAAACAAAUCGGUGAUUUAAACAGUUUGGCCACUUUUUUGCGUCUCCUCUUUUAAUUCUUAUUCUUUUAAAAGUUAUUAUUUUUAUAUUUGAUUUUGCGUGUUUUUUUUUCGUGUGUGUGUGUGUAAUGUGUGUUUCUCUGCUUAGCAACGACUAGACUUGCCCUGGACGCACUCACGCCCUUAUUUUUCUUCUU